AUGGAGGCAUUCCAUCAGUUUACCCCGUAUGAUCCUAGUAGUGAAGAGCAUAAAGCUACGGUGACAGUUGCGUUUAUUGACCAGUCUAGUAGAGACAUCAGGAAGAAACUGCAGAAGCUUGAAGGGUUACAAGAUAAGUCAUUGAGGGAAUUAGUGCAGGUGGCUGAAAAGGUUUAUCAUAACAGAGAGGUAACUCUAAAAGUGGAGGGGAAGCCUACUCAGUUCGUGGUAGAUACUGGAACCGAAAAUUCAGUAUUACCACAAGCAAAUGGACCCCUUCUCAAAGGGAAGUUGUGGGUACAAGGGGCCACAGGGUACAGGCAGUACUCAUGGACUACCCGAAGAAUGGUGGACCUAGGCAUGGGCCAGGUAUCCCACUCGUUCAUUGUCAUUCCUGAGUGCCCCUACCCACUACUGGGAAGAGACCUCCUCACCAAAAUGGGUGCUCGAAUUCAUUUUGACCCCGAGGGACCUCGGGUGUUAAAUUGACAAGGAAGGCCUCUCCACGUACUAACUCUUGGGCUGGAGGAUGAAUACCAAUUGUUUGAAAAACAAGGGUGGGAGACUGGACAGAUGGACUGGUGGUUAGAAUACUACCCCCAGGCGUGGGCAGAAACUGCAGGGAUAGGGAAGGCUAAAAACCGGCCCCCCGUCCAUGUAGAGCUGAAGGCUCAGGCCAGCCCUAUAGCUUUGCUCCAGCUGGGGAUCCUACGGAAGUGCCAAUCAGCCUGGAACAUGCCCUUGCUGCCGGUCCGAAAACCUGAGACUAAUGAUUACCGACCGGUCCAGGACCUCCGAGAGGUAAAUAAGCGGGUGACCGAUCUCCACUCCACAGCUCCUAACCCCUAUAAUCUUUUAAGUUCUUUACCUCCAGACAGGACCUGGCAUUCAGUACUAGAUCUCAAAGAUGCAUUCUUCUGUUUGCUGCUGACUGUAAAAAGUCAAGAUUACUUUGCCUUCGAGUGGAAAGAUCCAGAGACUGGCCUAGCAGGGCAACUCACGUGGACCCGCCUGCCUCAAGGGUUCAAAAAUUCGCCCACCAUCUUUGACGAGGCCCUCCACCAAGACUUGGCUGUGUUCCGGGCCUCUAACCCCGAGGUAACUCUGUUGCAGUAUGUAGACGAUCUCCUCCUGGCAGCGGCCGACAAAGAACUGUGUCUGGAAGGAACAAAGUGUCUCCUCACAGAGUUGGGAGAACUAGGCUACUGUGCCUCUGCCAAAAAGGCUCAGAUCUGCAAGCCACAGGUCAGUUACCUGGGGUACCUCCUUAAAGACGAGAAACGAUGGUUGUCAGAGGCCAGAAAAGAGACAGUGUUUCAUAUUCCACCACCCACUAAUCCAAGGCAAGUCAGAGAAUUUUUAGGUACUGCCAGGUUCUGCCGCCUAUGGAUACCUGGCUUUGCUGAGAUGGCAGCCCUCUUAUAUCCCCUCACUAAGAACAGUCAGCCUUUCAAGUGGGGAAAGGAAGAACAACAGGCUUUUAACAACAUCAAAAUGGCCUUAAUGUCCGCACUGGCUCUGGGGCUCCCCGACCUCGGGGCCGCUUCGGUCCUGAAGACGUACCAGCACAUUGCAGCCACAGGAAUCCUGGAGGACGCUCCAGAUUCCUCUGCAGGAGACGAACAGGUUCGACUCCAUGGGAGAUCUCUAGGUUCGUCAGCUGUAUUUGCUCUUCGAGGAAUAGAGAAGAAACUGGAGGUCCUGCCAUCCACAGACCCAGACUGGCUUCUUUCUGAUCCUCCUCCCUAUCCCCCUUCUCUCCAAGCACAGGCAGUCCACCCGUCAGCUCCACCAGAGGACCCACAAGAACCCGAGAAAGGGCCUGCUCAAGGGACACGCGGUUAA
Messenger RNA from Galeopterus variegatus (Sunda flying lemur), 1845 nucleotides. RefSeq lists its product as uncharacterized. NCBI's taxonomy places the organism in Eukaryota, Metazoa, Chordata, Mammalia, Dermoptera, Cynocephalidae. Gene Ontology annotation, biological process: virion assembly; proteolysis. Gene Ontology annotation, molecular function: aspartic-type endopeptidase activity. The record is from RefSeq and is a predicted model, not a curated record.